Molecule: messenger RNA, 3916 nt
Organism: Cherax quadricarinatus
Lineage: Eukaryota; Metazoa; Arthropoda; Malacostraca; Decapoda; Parastacidae
Source: RefSeq, a predicted model, not a curated record
AUGACGGCAGUUAGAGUGAUAUCAGCUAAGAUGAGGGCAGUCAGGGUGAUGACAGCUAAGAUGAAGGCAGUCUGGGUGAAAGGAGCCAAGAUCAGGGCAGUCAGGAUGAAGGUAGCCAAGAUUAAUGCAGCCAGGGUGAAGGCAGCCAAAAUUUAUGUAGCCAGGGUGAAGGCAGCCAAGAUUAAUUCAACCAGGCCUGACCCGACCGGGAUGAACGAGACAGUGCUUCCCCACCUGCAAACUCUUAUCAUGAACAACAAUCCAAUGGGUAACCUGCCUGGAAAGCUCUUCAUGCCUCUAAGGAAAAGCAAUGUUACAAACCUCUUCCUUAGGAACUGCUCUCUGGGACAGUUCUACGGGUCGCCUCUUGAGCACCUGAAGGGGCUGGAGGUACUGGACCUGAGCAGUAAUAUGGGUCUGUCGCCAGCUGAGUUGGAAACGCUGCUGCAGCCCCUAGCAGGCGGAUAUCUACGGGAACUUUACCUCAGCAACAGCAACUACGCCAGCGUGCCCACCGCGGCCCUCGCACUGGUGAACGAGAGUCUAGAGCUGCUGGACUUACACGGGUCCACUUUCGAGUGUCUUGACAACACAUCUUUCCCCAUCAUGGCCAACUUGAAAAGGCUAAAUCUUAUGUACAGUAGGAUCAACACUAUCCGGUACAAUACCUUCCAAGGGUUUCCUGCGCUUCAGGAACUUAACUUGGACGGUAACGGACUGGUGACGGUACCCAUCGAUGCCUUUCUGCCUAGUCUUCAGGUCCUGACCUUGAGUGAGAACCCUAGAUCUGUGGGCAACGGCUGGCCAGCCUCCUUCAACUUGGACGGCGUCAGCUUCGCUAAUAUGGAAAAUCUUAAGAACUUAAGUUUUGAUGGGGUACCUCUUGGAAAGGUUAAGGUUCCAUACUUCCAAGACCUGCAUAACCUCCACUUCCUCUGCCUCUCAAACUGCCAGAUUUCGCACAUCGAGCCUUUCAGCUUCAGAAAUUUGUCAACGUUGGAGAGGCUCUACUUGAGGGGAAACACUAUACAGAUCCUGUACAACAAUACAUUUGCAGGUCUCACUAACCUUAAACACCUUGACCUCUCAGACAACAGCAUCAUCUUUCAAACAAGCAGAGACAUCACCAGACUUAUCCGUGUCCCCUUGAGAUCAAUCUCUGUGCCCUACCACGAAAGCUUCAUACUACGUGGGCGACAGCGUAACUUAGCCUCUCCUAUUAUCAAAUGGACCCAAGAAAAUUCUCAUCUGAAGCAUCGAACAAAUGUGUUUGGUAACCCGCAUGAAACUGGACCUCUAGCGUCGUGGUUGGCGAGUAUUAAGGUUGGUGGCCACCAUAACAGUGGCAAGGAAAACGUUCUGACACCAGAGAAGGAAGUGAUGAAAUUAGAGGGGUUAUUAAGACUAGAGAAUAUAUACAAUGCACAGCUGAACACUUUUCUUCCAUUUCAAGGACUUAAAGGGUUAAAGUAUCUCGAUCUGUCAAAAAAUGAAAUUCGAAAUAUAUUUCCGGAGCUUUGGGAGGAUCUAAACCAGCUUAAUUACUUGGCUUUGGGAUCCAACAAUAUUGAGGACUGGAGUAUACCGACUUUCUCUAACGUUACAAAUUUAAUGGUUCUCUCGCUGACUAGUAACUCCCUCAAGAUUCUUACAGAAGCAAUGAUGCUGGACUUCAGUAAAAAAAGUCUGCUUAGUGUGGACCUCCGUUUCAACGAGUUCGAGUGUGAGUGUUACAUACAAAAUUUUAACGGCACUCUAAAUACUACACACUUCGUACAAUGGUCCAAAUAUUAUUGUAAUAAAGAUGGGAAUAUUCUCACUUUCACUGAAUACAUCAACACAGCCUCCUGCAUGGAAAAGCCUCAAAUCUUGCCCACCGAUCAUCCUGAUUACGCCCUCAAAAUUAUCAUCUUCUGCAUCGCCAGCGCAUUGUUCAUUGUCAUCAUGCUAAUGACUGUAUACAAGAACAGGUGGUAUAUGAGAUAUGUCACGUACAACAUCAGGAUGAGGACAACCAGGAAAAAGCUGGACAGUGACAAGUACCUGUAUGACAUUUUCGUGUGCUACUCUCAGAGUGAUCGCCAGUGGGUGUUCGAGCAUCUUUUGCUCAAGCUCGAGGACGUGGGAAAUAGUUACAGAGUGUGUGUACACGAGCGGGACUUCACAGUGGGUCAGGAAAUCACCGAGAACAUCAUCAACAGUGUGGAACUAUCACGCAAGGUGAUGGUAGUGUUGACUCCAGCCUUUGCGGAAAGCAGCUGGUGUAUGUUCGAGCUGCAAAUGGUCAGCAAUAGAAUACUUGACGAGAGAAAGCAUAAACUGGUGUUGGUGCUGCUGGAGCCCAUCCCAGAGGAUAAGCAGUCAAAAAAGCUGCGUCUGCUGCUCAAAACCCGCACCUAUCUAGCUUGGGUUCCCGAAGGCGAAGGGCAGCAGUUCUUUUGGACAAGACUGCUGAGAACCGUUGCUAAGCCCCCGCCUAGCAUCGCACCUGUCCACACUACACACAUGUAACAAACUCAGGUCAUCACCAUUCUUAGUCUCUCUCAUCUGAAACUCCCUCAAAUAAAUUUCAACUCGCUACCCGUAUCAGGCAAAAGCUUCUUGUAAAUGUCUCCACUAUCCGCUUUCAGUAUUUCUGCUAUAUAGCAGGUACGAUUCUUGCACUCAUUUGUAGUUCAAAGCAUCUACAUAUAACCUUUCUCAUCCUCAGUUAUAUACAAUUUUCAUCACUCACACUCAGUUCCUAUGACUCUCGAGUAGUUCCAGUCAUGUGUACACAGUAUCCAUCCCACUCAACCAAUCCCCAUCAGUCUCAAAGUCCCUGCCAUCCUUACACAGUCGCCAUCCCUCUGAAACAGUCCCUAUCAUUCUCACCCAUUCACCAUCAGUCUCGCACAACCCUCAUCAUCACACACUGUCCCCAUCAUUCAAACACAGUCCCCAUCUCUUACACAAAAAAAUCAAAGUAAUCAGUUGAUAUACCUGAUAUGCCUAACUGUUGGGGUUUGACAGUGUCAGCGUGCCUCGUUGUGCUCCCGGUUUUCUGGUGUUUUCACGGUCGCUCUUACGUGCUAGAACUUUAAUUUGUGUCAUCAAUCCUAUACGAUACAUCCCUCUAGCGCCUGGAACCAAUCUUGGGCGGAAAACAUUAUAUUCUGAGUAAAAAAGGGAGAAUUGUGUGCACUACCUAACAGAGUUUACUGCCAGAGGGGAAUCAUAGGCCUGUCCCGUGUGGAAAAAAUAAUAAUAAUUGAACUUUGUGUCAGAGGAAAGAAAGUCUCCCUGAAAGCAUUGAGUAUACAUAGUGUAUAGUGUAUACUACAGUGGCUCCCUAGUAUAUUGAUGAUAAAGGCUAAAGUGUCAUUUGAAAACAGGUGAAUUUGUAAAUGAAGUGAUAAGCCUAUAGAGGCAGGUGCCAGAAGUCGCCAGAAACUUACCACAGGUCAGCUGUUUUUAAUAAUCUUCCUGGCCUGCUAGUGUACUCGCAUAUAAUCUAGUGAUACCAGUGAAUAGCAGAAUACAGUGUUGUAGUAGCAACUAACCAGUAUUAUAAUGGUACUUAGUGGAGUGGAGUGACUUUCAUUAGUUUCUUUUUCUUGAAAUACCAGACGUUACUGUGAAUUUCAUAUAACCUGUAGUUACCAGCGGUCGCAAUAUACACAACGAGAAGCAAUUUUACUACAGAAAAAGCGCCCUUCCUCCAAAAUUUGCACCAGUCAACUAUAGUGAUAAUAUAGCAUUUAUUGUGGUGGAGACGAAAAAAAAAAAAAAAUAGAGAAGCUAGAUACAGCGAUUGAUAAACAAGGGUGGAGGCUCGACCGUUCGUCAUUGUAGGAGUGCCAGCAGUCACCGGCUCUUCAACACGCAAGUUAUACUUUUGUAUCAAUCAAAUCACAUAUUACUCGGGUAGAUAAUU